AAGGGUUGGGAGCAAGGGGGAUCGCCCGCAGAAAGCAACCGGUGUCGGAGCGUGCGCUUGCCUCCGGUCGCGGGAGACUUCGGGAAGCACUUUGAUAGCCAUGUAUACGUGGAUCCUUCUGCUUCUGUGUGGCUUCAUGAUAGGACCCACAGUUUCAGAACCACCGAAGGACCAGCCUCACGAUCCCUUCAAUUAUGAUUAUCAGUCGCUGAGAAUCGGGGGGCUGGUUUUUGCCGUCGUUCUGUUCCUUCUUGGCAUCCUGAUUGUGCUCAGUCGGCGCUGCCGUUGCAAGUUCAACCAGCAACAAAGGACGGGUGAACCUGAUGAGGAAGAAGGCACCCUGCGCAGUUCAAUCCGGCGUUUAUCCACCAGGAUGAGAUAGACAACACCUGUAAUUGGCUGCUCCUGAUUUGCCACUCCCGCGGACCCCAAGCGCUCCCUUUCCUGCUCAGCUCAGCACUAGCCUCGCACCCCUAGCCCCGGCCAAGCCAGGCUUCUUGACUCGUUAACUGUGCCCAGAUGCCCUCAUGGUGAUCCCAGCCCCUCUUAGCUUGCAAGCCCCGAUGCACCCGCGCUAGGCCUGCUGCUGGGAGGGCGCACUCCUUCGGGGAGAGCGAAGGGGCUGUCACCCCAGCCUUUUGGCUGGCUUAGUUCUAGCGCUCAGCUCUAGACAAGGCUGAACCUGCUUUCUCUUGCUGCAAUGAAAAGCCUCCCCAUGGUAUGCAGGGAGAUUUUGGGCCUGCUCUUCCGCUUAACCCUCAGUUAGGCUGCUCCUUUGAAAGCCGAACCGAUCAGCAUGGCCAGAGACAGAUAGUCCCUCCUGGCUUGGAGCGUGACAAGACAACAGAGGUGGUUGAGUGGUCUCUGCCCCCCGGCUCUUGUGUCUAGAGAAGAGACUGAAGGAAACCAGCAGCUCAUCCAGGGCAGGGUCAUUCAGUGGCAGUCUGGGGACCUGUAGCGGACUUGCUUUGUGCUGGUUGAGGAGGAGAGGGGGGCGGCUUGCUUCUAUCCUGAACUGUCAAUGGUUCACACUCAAACUAAUCUGGAAGCAGGGUGGGGAACCUUUCACAGAGUCAUCUCUGCACCCCUUGUGGAAAUCUUCCUUCUCAUUUCUUAAUUGUAGGUGUAAAUAAAUAAAUAUCUAAAGAAGCA
Varanus komodoensis (Komodo dragon) is the source of this 1152-nucleotide messenger RNA. RefSeq names its product phospholemman-like. The record is from RefSeq and is a predicted model, not a curated record. Gene Ontology annotation, biological process: regulation of sodium ion transmembrane transporter activity; monoatomic ion transport. NCBI's taxonomy places the organism in Eukaryota, Metazoa, Chordata, Lepidosauria, Squamata, Varanidae. Gene Ontology annotation, cellular component: membrane. The transcript is spliced from 8 exons. Bases 101 to 382 code for a protein of 93 amino acids. Gene Ontology annotation, molecular function: sodium channel regulator activity.